Messenger RNA from Numida meleagris (helmeted guineafowl), 8172 nucleotides. It is a transcript of the gene SIPA1L2, whose product is annotated as signal induced proliferation associated 1 like 2. The record is from RefSeq and is a predicted model, not a curated record. NCBI's taxonomy places the organism in Eukaryota, Metazoa, Chordata, Aves, Galliformes, Numididae. Bases 635 to 5731 code for a protein of 1698 amino acids. Gene Ontology annotation, molecular function: protein binding; GTPase activator activity. Gene Ontology annotation, biological process: regulation of small GTPase mediated signal transduction; activation of GTPase activity. Gene Ontology annotation, cellular component: cytoplasm. The transcript is spliced from 22 exons.
GGAGGGAGCGGGCGUGAGCGGGGCUGCUCCCGCCCCUCCCUCCGCCUCCUCUCCCGUCCGGCGGCGGAGCGCACUCGAGAGCCAGCGCCGGGCAGAGCGCGAGGGAGCGGGCGGCGAGUGGAGGAGCAGCGGUGCAGGAGCAGCGGUGCAGGAGCAGCGGUGCGUGCGGGAUCCCGGCGGUCACCUUCCGGCCGCGUCCGUUCACGGCUCCGCGCCCCGAGGGACGGACGGAGAGGGAGGAGCGGCGAGGGGGCAGCGGAGCCUGCGCGGGCGAUGGGGGUCCCGCGGCCGGAGCGAGGGCAGCGGCGGCAGCAGCAGGUAUCUACAUAUUACUUAAGUUAGAGAAAAAGUGACUCAAGUAGGCAUCCUUUGAGAAUCCUCCUAACCAAAGAUAAAAGACAUUUGACUGGAUUAAUACUGAACUGAAUGCAUCUGAACGGAAGGAAAUGUUUUAAGAUUGCUCUCCCGGCAGAAGCUGGACAAAAAUGGGACACUGAAGGAUCUGCUCACUCUUCUGGGAAGACUGUAACUGUAUAUUUAUAUUGGGGUUUACUGGCCCAUAAAAAAACAAUGUAAUAAUAAAACUAACAGUACAUUUAUGUAACAUUAGUGGCUCCCCUCCCACUGACUGGACAUGAGUGAUCAAAGGUCUUUGCAAGAGGAUAAGCACAAAAUCAGCAGAACUUCCUCAAAGUUCAGGGAGUCUUCAAGAAGCAUGCAAUCUGAUGAUUAUUUUGCUAGAAAACUUAAAGCUUUGAACGGUAGCAUGGGUCCUCCUGUUCCUUCAAAUGCAUCUAGCAAAACUGAGAGUAAUCAAUCAAAUGGUACACCAGCUGUGCCUAAAAUGGGUGUUCGAGCAAGGGUAUCUGAAUGGCCCCCUAAAAAGGAUUGCUCUAAAGACCUGAGUAAGGCUGCUUGGGAAAACAGACCUCCAGCUAGUUAUGAAAGUGUUGGAUCAGUACAUCCAAAUGGACAAAAUGACCAAAAUGAAGGGCAGCAAGAAGAGCUAGAACUGGAAUUUGCAGAGGGAAAAUACUCUAUUGGGGAUCUUUUUGUUCAUUCCCCUCAAAGGGGACUUCAUCCUAUAAGGCAGAGAAGCAACAGUGAUGUGACGAUAAGUGAUAUUGAUGCUGAAGAUGUUUUAGACCAGAAUGCUGUUAACCCAAAUACUGGAGCAGCACUUCAUAGAGAAUAUGGCAGUACUUCUUCAAUUGACAGACAAGGAUUGUCUGGAGAAAAUUUUUUUGCAAUGCUAAGAGGAUACAGAGUGGAAAAUUUUGAACAUAAAACCCUUGCUCCUUUUGGAUUUCCUGAGUUUUUCCACUGUGAUCCUUCAGUUUCUCCAAGUCUACAUGCUGCUGCACAGAUUUCCAGGGGAGAAUUUGUCAGGAUUUCUGGCUUGGAUUAUAUGGAUAGUGCCCUGCUUAUUGGUCGAGACAGGGAGAAAUCUUUCAAGAGGAGACUAAAAUCAGAAGCAGUAGAAACAUCUCUAUUUAGAAAAUUACGAACAGUUAAAAGUGAACAUGAAACUUUUAAGUUUUCUUCUGAUCUGGAUGAUAGACUCGACAGAAAUGUUCGCUCUUGGAACUGUCAGAAGUGUUUUGCACAUUAUGAUGUUCAGAGCAUUUUGUUUAACAUAAAUGAAGCAAUGGCUACCAGAGUAAAUGUGGGAAAAAGGAAAAAUAUAACAACUGGGGCUUCAGCUGCGUCACAAACUCAGAUGCCAGCAGGCCAAACAGGAAACUGCGAAUCACCUUUGGGAAGCAAAGAAGAUCUCAAUUCAAAAGAGAAUUUAGAUGCUGAUGAGGGUGAUGGGAAAAGUAAUGACUUAGUAUUAAGUUGUCCUUACUUCAGGAAUGAAACUGGUGGGGAAGGAGACAGACGGAUUGCACUUUCUAGGGCAAAUUCAGCAUCUUUUUCUUCAGGUGAAAGUUGUUCUUUUGAGUCUUCUCUGAGUUCCCAUUGCACAAAUGCUGGUGUUUCAGUGCUGGAAGUACCAAGAGAAAACCAGUCAAUUCACAGAGAGAAAGUGAAGCGUUACAUCAUAGAACACAUUGAUCUUGGAGCAUACUACUACCGCAAGUUCUUCUAUGGAAAAGAGCAUCAGAACUACUUUGGAAUAGAUGAAAAUCUUGGACCUGUAGCAGUCAGCAUCCGGAGGGAGAAGGUUGAAGAUGCUAAGGAGAAAGAAGGAUCUCAGUUCAACUAUCGUAUAGUUUUCAGGACAAGUGAGCUUACUACACUUAGAGGAGCAAUUUUAGAAGAUGCUAUACCAUCUACUGCAAGGCAUGGCACAGCAAGAGGUCUGCCUCUCAAAGAAGUGCUAGAAUAUGUAAUACCAGAGCUGAGCAUUCAGUGCCUGAGGCAAGCAUCCAACUCACCCAAAGUACCUGAACAGCUGCUUAAAUUGGAUGAGCAAGGGCUGAGUUUUCAACAUAAGAUCGGUAUCCUUUACUGCAAAGCAGGCCAAAGCACAGAAGAGGAAAUGUAUAACAAUGAGAUGGCAGGACCAGCUUUCGAAGAGUUCCUUGAUCUGCUGGGCCAGAGAGUACGGCUAAAAGGGUUUAGUAAAUACAGGGCUCAGCUAGAUAAUAAAACUGAUUCAACAGGAACUCAUUCCCUCUAUACUACUUACAAAGAUUAUGAGUUAAUGUUUCAUGUAUCAACAAUGCUUCCAUACAUGCCCAAUAACAGGCAGCAGCUGCUAAGGAAAAGGCAUAUAGGAAAUGAUAUAGUUACCAUUGUCUUCCAAGAGCCAGGAGCACUUCCUUUUACUCCAAAAAAUAUUCGUUCCCACUUUCAACAUGUGUUUGUCAUAGUCAAAGUGCAUAAUCCUUGCACUGAAAAUGUGUGCUAUAGUGUUGGUGUUUCAAGAUCAAAAGAUGUACCUCCAUUCGGUCCACCCAUUCCCAAAGGAGUAACUUUCCCCAAAUCAGCAGUCUUUAGGGACUUUCUUUUAGCCAAAGUUAUUAAUGCUGAAAAUGCAGCACAUAAAUCAGAAAAAUUUCGAGCCAUGGCCACAAGGACACGUCAAGAAUACUUGAAAGAUCUGGCAGAAAACUUUGUUACCACAGCUACAGUGGAUACUUCAGCAAAAUUUAGCUUUAUUACUUUAGGGGCAAAAAAAAAGGAGAAAGUGAAACCAAGGAAAGAUGCCCAUUUAUUCAGUGUUGGAGCAAUUAUGUGGAAUGUAAUUGCACGAGAUUUCGGCCAGUCUGCUGACAUUGAAUGUCUGAUUGGAAUCUCCAAUGAAUUUAUCAUGCUGAUUGAAAAGGAAUCAAAAAAUGUUGUGUUUAACUGCUCCUGCAGGGACGUUAUAGGAUGGACAUCUGGAUUAAUGAGCAUCAAAAUAUUUUAUGAAAGAGGAGAAUGUAUUCUUCUGUCUGCAGCGGAUAAUUGUGCAGAAGACAUCAGAGAAAUUGUUCAAAGACUCGAAAUAGUGACCAGAGGAUGUGAAACUACGGAAAUGACGCUUCGGAGGAAUGGGUUAGGCCAGCUUGGAUUCCAUGUGAACUUUGAAGGAAUAGUGGCUGAUGUGGAGCCCUUUGGUUUUGCAUGGAAGGCAGGCCUGAGGCAGGGGAGCCGCCUGGUUGAAAUCUGUAAAGUGGCUGUGGCAACUUUGACUCAUGAACAAAUGAUUGACCUUUUACGGACAUCAGUAACUGUAAAAGUGGUGAUUAUUCAGCCACAUGAGGAUGGAGCACCUAGAAGGGGUUGUUCAGAACUUUGUCGUAUACCCAUGGUGGAAUACAAACUUGACAGUGAAGGCACCCCAUGUGAGUAUAAAACCCCUUUCAGAAGAAAUACCACUUGGCAUCGGGUGCCGACUCCCGCUGGGCAGCCUCUCUCUCGUGCCUCUCCAAUCCUAGGAACAUCUGACAGACUGCAGUGCCAGCAGCUUCUCCAGCAGGCUCAGACAGCCAUUCCUCGCAGCACUUCUUUUGAUAGAAAACUGCCAGAUGGUGCAAGAAGUUCUCCAAGCAACCAGUCUUCCUCCAGUGACCCAGGACCCAGUGGGAGCAGCCAAUGGAGACAGCAAGUGGGAUAUGAUGGGUGCCAGUCCCCUUUGCUUCAUGAACACCAAGGUUCAGGCUCACUGGAGAUUGAAGGAGGCAGAGAACGAGAUGAAACUUUGGAAGGAACGAGACAUUCUGAAACCAAGUGGCAUGCACCAUCGACCAAAAUCCUCAGCUCCUACAAAGACCGGGCUUUACAAAAAGAUGGCAGUGGCAAGGAGUCGCCAAACAAACUUUCACAUAUUGGAGAUAAAAGCUGUUCAAGCCACUCAAGCAGCAAUACCCUAUCUAGCAAUACAUCCAGCAACAGUGAUGAAAAACACUUUGGUUCUGGAGAUCUCAUGGAUCCUGAGCUGCUUGGAUUAACAUAUAUAAAAGGAGCUUCAACUGACAGUGGAAUUGAUACAGCUCCCUGUAUGUCUGCACCUCUUCUGGCCCCUCUGCAUCUUGCUGGCAGCAGGUCUGGAGUGCAUUGUCGUACUGAGCAAUGGAGUGAGUCUUCUGAAACUCCUGGGCUAGAUGAGGAUCCAGCUAAGAUGUAUGCUGUUCAUAGCUAUGCCUCUGCUAUUUCUGCCAGUCAUACGGCUGAAGGAAGUAUGGGAGACCUCAGUGAAAUCUCUUCUCAUUCCAGUGGGUCACAUCAUUCAGGAAGCCCAUCAACACAUUGCUCUAAAAAGAGUGGCUCCCUAGAUACCUCCAAGGUCUAUAUAGUGUCACAGAAUAGUAGUCAACAGAUUUCUGGGUCUGUUUCAAAACCAUACCACAGACAAGGAGCAGUGAGUAAAUACGUCAUUGGAUGGAAGAAAUCAGAAGGAAGUCCUACACCUGAAGAAUCUGAAAUUUCUGAGUGCCACGAAGUAUACGAUGAUAUUGAUGCUGUGUCCGCAUCCAGUCCACUUCAAACUUCCGUGAGGAAUGCCAUUGUUGAAAGCCAGCAAGUGCUGUCCAAAGAAGAUUUUCUGAAGUUGAUGCUUCCAGAAAACAUCUCUGUGGAGGAGGGGAGAAGAAAGUUUUCAUUUUAUGGAAACCUUUCUCCACGGAGGACACUUUAUCGUACCCUAUCAGAUGAAAGUAUAUGUAGCAAUCGAAGAGGAUCUUCAUAUGCCAGCUCUCGAAGUUCAAUGCUAGACCAGGCUCUCCCGAAUGAUAUCUUAUUCAGCACUACUCCACCGUAUCAUAGCACGUUGCCUCCCAGAAUGAGCCUGACUCCUGGAAUGGGAAAUCUGAGAAAUGAAUUCUGGUUCUCAGAUGGGUCCUUAUCUGAUAAAGCCAAAUUCAAUGAUCCUGGCCUGAUGCCCCUGCCAGACACUGCCACAGGGCUAGACUGGUCCCACCUGGUAGAUGCUGCACGAGCGUUUGAAGAUCAGAGAGUAGCAUCAUUUUGUACCUUGGAUGAUAUGCAGCAUGCUCAGGGUUUGGAAGGAACACAAGAAUUACCUUUGGAUGAGAGUCCCACAGAUGGAAAAGAUUUUCUUGAAGCUGCUGGGGAGCAUGCUCCAACUACUCUGACUGGGAAAGUUAACCAGCUAGAAGUGAUCCUCCGGCAAUUACAAACCGACCUGAGAAAGGAAAAACAAGACAAAGCAGUUCUCCAAGCAGAGGUACAGCAUCUGAGGCAAGAUAAUAUGAGGCUGCAAGAGGAGUCUCAAACAGCAGCUGCUCAACUGAGGAAAUUUACAGAAUGGUUCUUCAAUACGAUAGACAAAAAAUCCUAAUGGCUGAACCCCAAUAAAAUACUCACUUGUAACAGCUGUAAUAUAGCAGCUGUAUUGUUUCGAGUUAACGGGGUAAUAAUUUCACUGUGUUCACAAUCCAUUUUAGGUGUUUCUGCUACAUUCUCUAUCCAGUCCUGUUCAUUUGAAAAGGAGAAAGACCUGUGGUAACCUGUCUUUAAACUCAUAUGAAGAAAGCAGAGAAUAGCAGAUAUUUGUUUGUGUGAAGAUGAAUGUAAAAAAAUUCCUAGUGUCAUUUUAGACAUUUUUAGAAGAUGUGCUGGCUAGGGCUUGCCUGAAGAGGAAUAUUCGGGGUUUUAGUUCCUGCAUUUCAGGUGCACUGGUGAAGAUGUUAAAGCAAUUUACAUUAGCUUGGGCUUCAGUAUUGUAAGAUAAAAAGAAUAACCAGACAUAUACUUUAAUGUUUAAAAGGUGCUCUAUUUUUUUGUAUGUACAGUAGUUUUAUUUCCACAGUCCACAUCGUCAUAGCAAUAAGAAUGGAGGUAUAGUGAAUAGUCAAAAAGCUGUGUUUAUAAAAUGUUAGCACUGAUGUGUUUAACACUAGUUUGGAUGCAGAUACAUUAGAGAUUAUUUAUUUGCAGGAACAAAUGGUGCCUGAAUAUAAACAGUGUUCUGAUUUUCUAAAGAUACACAUGCCUUGUAAAUGGCUCGCUGGGGUUAGCCCACUCCCAACUUCUGUUACUUUUGUAUAGUUGAUGUUCAGCUAAACAGUUAUACUGCUUAACUAUUGGAAUCAUGUAUGGUGUGAGCCAGCCAAUCAAUUGUACAAUGCCAAAUUUGUUUAUCUUUGUACAGAAGCUUUGAUCAAGUGUCUUGUAUUUAACACCUUUAUUUAAGCUUAUUUAACCUUAAAUUGUUGAUUUUAUAAAGUUUGUUUUAUCUGCACUAUGGUGAGGUCAGUUGGUUGCAAGUUGUAAUAUUUUUAGCUUGCCAAGACUGUACUGAGGAGUUCUAGAAAAUUCUAACAAUUGGAUGCUGCUAGUACACAACUGAUUUGUUUGUAUGCUUUAACAUUUUUAACCGUUUAAUUUGAAAUGAACAUACAUCCUGCUUUUUUAAUAAAUGUUCAAAAUCUAAACCUGAAAAAUUACUUUAUCUUGUAUCAUCUACAGCUACUGUCAUCACUAAUACUCUAGGUUUCUGUUCAGCUCAGUCUAGGUUCUCAAUCUGGAAUCAGUCCAAACUCCCAGAGCUCUUACAAUCUCUUAGUACUGAUGAGGGAUUGUCACCAUUAUCUAUGUUGAUUUAUUUGGUGUGUCCUAUCCUAUUACUGAGGAUGUAGCUUCAUAGGUCAAGGAGUAAAAGUUAUUUUAACCGUUCAUAAGCAUUCGUUAGUGACCAAUGAGAAAAACUGAUUUACACAUAAAUAUGUUCUAAAGAACAAAAAAUGAAAAGGUAUCUAGCUUUCUUGUAUUAUUUUAUAUCAAUCAAAACAGCAAAUAACUUCCAUCCCUCCUCUUGUGUCUGCAAUUGAAGAUUUGAUUGCAGUGUUAGCAUGUGAGAUGUGAAAGUAGGUUGAUGAUAGCUUGCACUACUUUGUUCCUCUUCUGUUUUGUGUGUGAUAUUGAGCUAUAUGUACUAAAUCUGCUCCAAAAAAAGUAGAAGUUUACAAAAUGAAAUGAAGCUAAUAAGAACCUUUGAAGGUAUACUUCUGAAAGAAAAAGAAAUCAUUCAAGAACAUGUUUGUAUCCCAUUUACAUUUCAAUGUCUGAGUGCAUUCAGGCAGAUCUACAGAAAAUUGUAGAAUUGUUAAAAUAUAUAUGCAACUGAUGCAAAUAAAAUUCUGUAUCCAUUGUUAGCUUAUAUUGGCUAAGAAAUGUUUCAUAAGACAAAUGUAUAUUUCUGCUCUAAUGAUUGUUCUGAUUAACUGGUCUUAGGAAAGGUUACAUGGGCAGUAAACCAAUGCUUUGAUAUCUUUAUAUUCAAAUGAAAAAGUCUAUUUUGUCUUUGUAUUUUUCAUCAAAAACUCUGACUCUUACAUACCAAAGAAUAUUCAUUAAGCUAUAUCAACAUAGAGUAAUUAAACAUGGCAGUCAUGUGUUACACUAGAUUCUAAUUUAAACACCUUACAAGAGUCAUUAGCAAAUCCAUCUGGCUGGAGACCUUGCCAAAAUAGCAGUGCUGAACAGCUCGCGCAAUUUGUCUGUGAACAUGUUUCCAUGAGGACUGUUUGCCCUCUUUGAGAAGCUGUGUUAAUGGAAGUGAGCUGGAGAAUAAGCUUUGUCUGAAGGAAUGUUGUUAGGUUUGUGUGAGAUUUUAUAGUCCAGUAUAAAUUUCAGUGUUAAUCUCUAUCUCUCAAUUAUUGAAAACAAUUAUUAUUAUGAUUAGCUGUGCAAAAAGGAUUUUCAGUAGUUACUUUUCUCCCUUUCCUAUCAAUUAAAAGCAUUUUGUUUCUGUCAGUGGCAGAAAACCUUUCCUACAAA